AUGGGGUUAAGUUUGCCGUCGGGGUAAAGUGUGCAUGUGUGAGCCAUCGAUUGGUCAGGGACGGCGUGGCGUACCGUCCGAUCAUUAACCCAGUUGUGUUCGCGACGCGGCGCCGCCGGGCACGCGACCGGCCGGCUCGCUCAGUCCACCACCAUGCAACUGCCGGAGACGGCGCCUCCGCCCCUCGCUCCGCUAUGGGAUCGUGUCCUCCGAGCCCGGGCGCUGCCGCCGGACCUCGACGUUGAGCUCCUCUACAUCGCUAUAAGGGAUCGCCUCACACACCCUGAAUGGGAAGUCCGUCUCCAUGCUCUUCGCGUGCUCGCUGAUCUCCUGCCGCUCUCUGGCAACGCACUAACGUUCCCUUUCGACCAAGUUAUAGAUAACUUGGGACAUGGCUCCCCAAACGUCCGCAAAGCUGCACUAGAUGCUUUGAAAGUGUUUUGCUCCCAUUGCGAGGACCCAGAAUGCGCGGCUAGAGCUAUUCUAGACAAGUGCUCUUAUCAUAACAUUAGACCACAUUCAGCCGAUUUUGACACCAAAGUUAAUGUAAUAACUGGCUUAAUUCUGUCUAUUCCUUCAGUUAUGGCAAUUUUGAAAAGAAGACACUCUGUGUUAGAUACGUUUCCAAUUUUUCAGACAUUAGGAGAUAAACUUUUUGAUCAUGUACACAGAGAUGUAGCGUUAAGGUCGCUUAUUAAGCUAAGAAGAGUUGUCGGCCCGAGAGAUUACAUGAUUUACUUGUCAAGAUUAGAACCAAAAGUGCAAGAUAAAUUUCGUAUUUUGUGUGAAGUGUAUGAUGAAGAUUCGCUUGAUGUAUACUAUGCUCCUAGAAAAACCACUUACCGAGAUAAAAACAGCCAUCAGUUGGUUAAAAUAAACCAUGUUUUUAAUAGCCCUGUCAGACUAUCAACUUGUGAUACCUCAUCUGAUGAUUCAUAUAACCACGUGCCAUGUUAUGGAAAUAAUUACGCAAAAGUGAUAAUCGAAACUGAAAUCAAAUUCGACUCCGAUACUGCAAUUACGAUGACCGUUUUAGAGGAGAAUGAGACUGAAUCUGAGAAGAAUACGGGUAGUGAAGAAGAUUGUGAUAGUUCCGAUCGGAACAUGCUGAAAUAUAGCGACGGGGACUCGGAAGACAUGGAUGUUGUAGUUAAAAAGGUGCGAUUUGGAGGAGAAAGUGUUAAAAUUCGCACACCUGACAGCGAAAACAUAGCAACGAGUGAAGACGAUUCUAUUCAAAACAAAUCUGCAGCCAUACAACAUUCGCACAUCGAAGAAGCGUCUAUGCAAGUAACACCAUUGAUUGUGAGUAAAAUGAAUGAUAUAAAACGGGAAGCAUUUGAAAGGGAAUCGCAAAGCAAACCUAAAAAGAGUGGAAUUCCAUUACCAGUCAUUAACAACAAACCUCGCAACCCUACUAUAGAAGCAACAUACAGUAAAGUCAAAUUAAAAUCGAAAUCAUUAAGUGAAUUGUAUGACUAUUUUAGAUCUAAGAACGAAGCACCGGAGGACAAUUUAAAAAAUUCGGGGUUCACACUGACUUUGACUGAGAUCCGAACUCCGGAUAAACUUCCGAGUCCAGUGGAACCACACAGAGAAGUCGAGGUGCUUCAUAAUCUACAGCGAAGUCCAACAGUGUCUCCUCGCCGAAGAUCAACACGGCUACAUCUAGAGCAGGAUGGAUUCGUGCUGAGCCUUCUAGCGUCAUCAUCGCCCAAAGAAGAAGACUACCUCUCUCCGCGCGGACCCUCACCACUUCGCGGGCACUACCAAUGGGAAGAUUUAGGAGUAGUUCCAAAACAUAUUUCGGAUCAAUUACACAAUACGGAAAACUGGAUAGCAGCAGUAAAAGCGGCCGAUCAGUUGCACAGUGCUCUACUAGACGCAGAGAACGUGCGGCGCGCGGAGCCGGCCGCUCUCUCGCUUGUACAACACAUGUGGGCUUUAAGCGAAGAGGUCUCGGCAGCCAGAGCACCAGCAGAAGGAGCAGUCUGUGCCCUAUUGCGAGGAGCCAGCAAAGACUGCGUUAGGCGGCUCCUGCCAGCCUUAGUGGCCAGGAUGGGCCGAGAACCACCACCGACCGCACUACCUCAUGCGAUGCUGCAGACCAUACCUUUGCACAAUCUCAUUGACGUAAUUUUCGACCCUGCUGUAAUCGGCAUGUCUGGUGACACGGAGCGAAUGCAAAGUACACAACUUCGCGCUGCGCUUUGUCUCGCAAGAGCUGCCGGCCCAGCCGCGGUCCUGACCGCAGUUCGGAGACGACUCGCCGACACCGUUACGGCGGAUGUGUUUUGUAAUAAGUUACGAGAACGACUCAGUAAGCCUGUCGAAAACAGAACCAGCCACGUGUCAAGGAGCUCCCUUCUUCCGGUGCCAGUGCGAAGACGCGCUCGCUCGACGCCCUCGCCUGCGGGUCCGCCUCCGCCGAGACGAUUGAGGCCAUUACCAGACUCUGCUCCAUUACCGAGUAUUUCACAAGCAAACGGGGAGUCUAUACACAAAGCUUUAUCGCCGAUUCCACUAAGUGACAAAGAUUCGAGCGCGCUCACCGCUACUUGUGAAGAUGUCACUGAAGAGAAAGAAAAAAAGAUAUCGUCGGAAAGCCUAAUUUUCGGGGAAACCACUAUCGUAGACAUUCCUGUAGACGAAAUUGAUAAUGUACCGCCCGCACCGCACUCGCCGUCUAUUCACGUCGAAGAUUAUUCGGAGAAGUCCAUUAAAGGCGCUGAAUCUCAGAAUGAGAAUAGUUUGAAAGACAAUAAUUCGCUUCACGGUAACAAUGAUUUUGGUUCGCAGAAAUCAUUAAGCUCCGAAAGGGCCGAAUCGCCCCUUUCACGACCUCAGAGCAGACUUUCUUCGCCCAGUCCGGUGUCGGCUAGGAGUAGAAGUGAAUCCGCCAGCCCGAUUAAAAGCGGUCAACGGUCACCCGACCCCACGAGUAACGUUUACAAGCCCGCGUGCGAACGCGACGUGCGUUCGGCGCUCACGGAGUGUAUAGUACCCGCUAAACACGAGGAUUGGGAAGUCAUAGUGAACGCAUUAACGGAAGCCGAGCGACUCGCGUCGGACAGCGGAGCGCGGGCACCGGCGACGAGCUGGCGGGCGGUAGUCCGCUCGACGGCCACUCACGUUAAGUCGCUACGUUCUCGCGUAUCCCGAACCGCGUGCUCCACCAUGGGAUCUCUGUUCGAACAUCGAGGUCGGUCGCUGGACCCCGAGCUGGAGGAUGCGGUGACGGCGCUGCUGGAGCGCUGCGCGGACGUGAAUCGGUUUCUGCGAGCGGACGCCGCCUCGGCGCUGGUGCGCGUGGCGUGCGGGAGCAGCAGCGCGCGCGCCGCGGUGGCGCUGGCGCGGAGAGGCGCGACGCACCGCGCCGGGCCGGUGCGCGCGGCGACGGCGCAGGCGCUGACGCGGCUGGUGGAGCGGCGCGGCGCGGCGCGCAUGCUGGACCUGCCGGCCGAGCCGCGCACGCUGCUGCUGCGCGCGGCGGGCGAGCUGCUCGGCGACGCGUGCGCCGAGGCGCGCCUGCACGCGAGGCUGCUCUGCCUCGCCCUGCUCGAAGACACGCGGUUUCGGCCGAUGCUCAAAGAAUCCAUGCAACCGACCCGAUAUAGAGCCAUACAGAAAUUUGUGGAUAAACUGCGAUGACCAUAAAAUUAUACUUAUAGGUAC
This is a messenger RNA of Cydia amplana, 3675 nucleotides long. RefSeq lists its product as uncharacterized. Gene Ontology annotation, molecular function: microtubule binding. Gene Ontology annotation, cellular component: cytoplasmic microtubule; cilium. The transcript is spliced from 9 exons. Lineage: Eukaryota; Metazoa; Arthropoda; Insecta; Lepidoptera; Tortricidae. The record is from RefSeq and is a predicted model, not a curated record. Gene Ontology annotation, biological process: microtubule cytoskeleton organization. The coding region runs from base 154 to 3651 and encodes 1165 amino acids.